GGUGUACUUCAGUAAAGACUCACUUCUUCUGCCCAAGCACGAAGGCAGGAAGCCGAUUCCUGGAAAGGCGAAGGGAGAGAGCAGCGCCAGGCGAAACUCGGCCGGACGGAGAUUCCCGCCAAAAUGGUGCCCGGGCGGCGGGCGCUCUCGUGGGCUGCGCUCGCGCUGGUCCUCCUCCUCGUGUGCCUGAGUCCCGGUGUAUCAAGAGGAAAUAAACUUAAGCUGAUGCUCCAAAGACGGGAAGCUCCUGUUCCGGUUAAGGCAGAUGUGUCUGUCAAAGAAGAUAAGGCCAAGGAGUUUUUGAGCAGCUUGAAGCGUCAGAAGCGGCAGCUGUGGGAUAGGAGUCAGCCAGAUGUACAGCAGUGGUACCAGCAAUUUCUCUACUUAGGCUUUGAUGAAGCAAAAUUUGAAGAUGAUGUCUCCUACUGGUCAAACCUAGGCCGUAGUGGCCAUGAAUAUUACGGUGGUUAUUACCAUCACCAUUAUGAUGAAGAUGCACCUAUCGGCCCACGAAACCCGCAUACCUUUAGGCAUGGAGCAAGUGUCAAUUAUGACGAUUAUUAAUCUCAUCUUUCCUUCUCUGGAUUAGAACGCCGGGAAGACGGAUACCGCCCAAAGGUGCCUCUUACGCUUCUUUGAAAUUAACUAGUUUGUUAUAAACAUUUAAAACAAAAAAAGUUAUGGAACGUUUUUAUAUCCACUCAGUAGCAUAACAUGUAUAAACGUUAGCAUUAAAAUUUCUUGAUAAGUAUUCUU
Messenger RNA from Lacerta agilis (Sand lizard), 756 nucleotides. It is a transcript of the gene ECRG4, whose product is annotated as ECRG4 augurin precursor. NCBI's taxonomy places the organism in Eukaryota, Metazoa, Chordata, Lepidosauria, Squamata, Lacertidae. The transcript is spliced from 5 exons. The record is from RefSeq and is a predicted model, not a curated record. Gene Ontology annotation, biological process: G1 to G0 transition; regulation of cell population proliferation; anaphase-promoting complex-dependent catabolic process. The coding region runs from base 124 to 564 and encodes 146 amino acids.